Messenger RNA from Acanthocheilonema viteae, 545 nucleotides. Lineage: Eukaryota; Metazoa; Nematoda; Chromadorea; Rhabditida; Onchocercidae. The record is from the annotation of a GenBank genome assembly.
AUGAAAGAAGAUUAUGAGCGAUUGAAUCGAACGCCAAAUAUGGCAAUCCUUUAUGGAUCACCCGAGGAUGAAAGGAAUCGUUAUCGAGACAUUGGAUGUAUUGAGAAAACACGUGUUAUUCUCAAAAAUGUUGACGUACGAGCAAAUUAUAUUCAUGCUAAUUUCAUUCAUUCUGGAAAGCAUAAAAAGCGUUUCAUUUGUACACAGGCUCCGUUAGAAACGACAAUUGAAGAUUUUUGGCGGAUGAUAUGUCAAACACAAUGUGAAUACAUUGUUAUGUUAUGUGAUUUUGUUGAAAAUAAUAUGUCAGUUUGCGCCGAUUAUUGGCCACGUGAAGAGGGACAACGAGCCGAAUAUGGCGAUACAGAAAUAGAAAUACAUGAAGAUAAUGUAAAUUAUACGGCAAUUAAAAGUAAACUUCGUAUUAUCUCUCGGUUAGGACUUCAUAGCUGUACGCAUUUUUAUUGGCCUGAAUGGACUGAUCAAAUGCCACCACCAUCAUUUGAAAUGAUACAACGAAUUGCGAAAAACAUUAGACGAUCAAA